UCGCGACUUUUCAACAACUAUCUAUUGAAGUCGAUGUUUUAAAUGUUUAGUGCAGUGAAAAAUAGAUUGGUAUUCAAAAACUGAUCAAGCCGAUUUAACUUCGUGGUUGUUGAUAGUAUCAAACAAACAUAGAUCGCAAACGCGUAUUUUAACUUCCGUUUAGUGUCUAUCCCAACUUUAUCAGAAAAGAACUGCAUUAUAUCAACUAUUUGACAAGUUAUUUGUUUGUGUAUUAUGUUUACAAAAGUUGGAGGCAUGAUAACUUAUUGAAAGUAAUUGGACCUGUGGUAAACCGCUGCUCCCGUAAUUACUCUAAUUAAACCAGGUCAACGCAACACGGAUGUCAAAGAGAUAGCGUGAAAGUGAAAACCCAAUCAAAGCAGCCACUUUAUCCCCAAAGUCAUAGGAUUCAGCACAAAGAGUUGGCCUGGCCAAAAACCACAAGCACCAAAGAGACAGAAGGCCACGGGGCGAGGACGGUGGCACAAUAGACAAAGUGUAUCAAUUAUAAUACGGGCACAAGGCGAAGGAUCCCCAGCCAGGGGCAAAAAGAAGGGGAGGCACAGAAGCCAGGACCCAGGAACCAGAAAACAGGAACCAGAAGUAGGAGCUAACACAGAGGGAAAAAGUUCUAGUAAAGGCGACCACACUCACACACAGGCCAUGUUGGCUACGACAAGUACAACCACAAUUACCUCGGAUCCGGGCAUCCUCUGUUUUCAUCACUGCAACGUGAAAGUUUUCUGCUUCACUUUGCCGCACACUUGUCCCCAUUGCAAUGCCCCACUGGACGCGGAUGUGGAUGCGGAUGGGGAUGCGGAUUCGAGUGCGGAUGCGGAUCCAAAUGCGGAACUAGACAGGGGCGGGCCACGCCUCCUGCUCCUGCCCUUUCGCCUGCCAUAUCCCUUUGUGCGGGCCACACAGUAUCCAUGCGCCAUUGUCCUGCGUCCUUCCACCGGCGAUUUCCUCAACGAUUACAGCAACGCCACCGAUUUGCAUAUCGCAGUGACCACAUCCGGCGGCGACAUCGUGGAGUUCGAUCGCUUUGGCCUGCGCCGCCAUCGGCGGGACGAUAAUCCGCCGGAGUGGCGGCAGUCGCUGAUGGUGGGCGAUGUGCCGGAGCCGUGGCAUGACUUUUGGGACGAAGUUUUGGAGCAGAUCUGCGCCCAAUCGGUGCGGUGGUCCAUCGCGAGUUAUGCGGAGGAGAGCCACAACUGCUACGCCUUCGUCCUGGCCUUCCUGCAGGCCCUGGGCCACGCCCACCUCAGCGAGGCCGCCCGCAGUAAGACCGCCUUCUGCGAACAGUGUAUAGUUCCAAGGACGACGACGGCGGGCAAGUACAUAUCGCUUUAUCGCAAAAUCCGGCGGAGUGGAAUCUACGUCCAUCGACAGCAGCCCAAAAAUCGCAGUAAGCCAAUAGCAUCCUCCACUCCCUCAAGUUCCUAUUCCUCGGUUGGAUGCGAUGGUGUUGGCAGCAGCAGCAAACAGGUCUCAAAGAAAGGAUACUCAAGCAGCAGUAUUUCCGGCAUUGCAAACCGCCCAAGGCCCACUCUGUGCACCAUCGAAGAGUAAUUAAAUCGUAAAUCCUAACUAUCAUUAUGUAAAAUCU
Drosophila subpulchrella is the source of this 1609-nucleotide messenger RNA. Its product is annotated as MKRN2 opposite strand protein. Bases 664 to 1572 code for a protein of 302 amino acids. NCBI's taxonomy places the organism in Eukaryota, Metazoa, Arthropoda, Insecta, Diptera, Drosophilidae. The record is from RefSeq and is a predicted model, not a curated record. The transcript is spliced from 6 exons.